Messenger RNA from Microtus ochrogaster (prairie vole), 464 nucleotides. Its product is annotated as WAP four-disulfide core domain protein 18-like. The record is from RefSeq and is a predicted model, not a curated record. Gene Ontology annotation, biological process: innate immune response; antibacterial humoral response. Gene Ontology annotation, cellular component: extracellular region. Gene Ontology annotation, molecular function: serine-type endopeptidase inhibitor activity. Lineage: Eukaryota; Metazoa; Chordata; Mammalia; Rodentia; Cricetidae.
GCACACACUUUCUGGGAAGCUCUUUUGCCUAUACUUCCCAGUUGACUGCUUCCUGUCACACCCAGGCUUCUGGGGUUACUGAGGGUAUAAAUUGCUUUGUGCAUUCAGCCCAGCCAGAGCCAACAUGAAGACACCCACAGUCUUGGUUUUGGUGGUUUUGAUCGCCACUGUGAUGGACACGGCCUAUCCUCUGUCUUCUUCAGGAAGAUUGCAGAAACCUGGAGCUUGUCCCAAAGUGCCCCCAAACACUGUUGGAGUGUGUGUUGAGAGGUGCUCUGGAGAUGAUUCCUGCCCUGGGAAAAUGAAGUGCUGCAGCAAUGGGUGUGGUCAUGUCUGCAAAGCUCCUGUUUCCUAAACGACUGGCAGCCCUGAGGAGGACGGAUUCGAUGCUUAUAAGCCUGACUGAAGAUCAGCCCCAAAAGAUUCUGAAUCCAAGGAGCCCGCCUGCUACUCCCUCUUCCUAG